This is a messenger RNA of Centropristis striata (black sea bass), 908 nucleotides long. RefSeq names its product zinc-binding protein A33-like. Lineage: Eukaryota; Metazoa; Chordata; Actinopteri; Perciformes; Serranidae. The transcript is spliced from 4 exons. Bases 138 to 893 code for a protein of 251 amino acids. Gene Ontology annotation, molecular function: zinc ion binding. The record is from RefSeq and is a predicted model, not a curated record.
ACAAGGUGUUCAUGAGUGUUUGUUAGAAGCACUUAGAACUAAAAGUACUAAAUCUGAGCUCUGGCUGAGCAAAUAGGAGCUAGUUUGUGAAAGUGAAAGUAAGUUAGCUGUCUGAAAGGCACAGGAGAAACAACAGAAUGGCUGCUGCUAACACAUCACCAUCUGAGGAGGAAUGCACCUGCCCUGUGUGCUGUGACAUAUUUAAGGACCCAGUCCUCUUAUUGUGCGGCCACAGCUUCUGUCAGGACUGUCUUCAGGAGUGGUGGAGACAGAGUGGACUCAAGAAAUGCCCGAUGUGUAAGGAAAUGUUUAUGAUGACUCAGCCACCACGUAAUCUGGCACUGAGAAACCUGUCUGACGCCCUGAGGAGAGAGAAGAGUGCUAACUCAGGAUCUAAGGAGAUCUGCAGCCUGCACGGUGAGAGACUGAAGCUCUUCUGUCAAGACGAUCAACAGCUCAUCUGUUUGAUUUGUAGAGAUGCACAAAGACAUAAGAAGCACAACUUUGUCCCCGUGGAUGAAGCAGCACAAGCCUGGAGGAACCAACUCAAGCUCAAGACGGUGCAUCUAAAAACCAAACUGGGGUUAUUUAACCAGGAAAAACUCACCUGUGAUGAAAUGGCCGGCCACAUCAAGCUCCAGGCUCAGCAGACGGAGAAGACGAUCAAAGAGGAGUUUCAGAAGCUUUACCAGUUCCUGCGAGCAGAGGAGGCUGCGAGGACUGAUGCAGUGAGGAAAGAGGCGGCGCUCAAGAGUCAAGCCAUGAACAUCAGGAUCGUUAAUUUGACUGCAGAGAUCUCCUCAAUCACAGAUACUAUUGAAACCACAGAGAGGGAGAUGAGGGCUGAUGACAUCUCCUUCAUGCUGAAUGUCAGAUCCACAAUGGAGCGGUAAGUUGCUACAUCUGUG